Messenger RNA from Episyrphus balteatus (marmalade hoverfly), 1378 nucleotides. RefSeq lists its product as uncharacterized. The transcript has 6 exons. The record is from RefSeq and is a predicted model, not a curated record. Bases 16 to 1353 code for a protein of 445 amino acids. NCBI's taxonomy places the organism in Eukaryota, Metazoa, Arthropoda, Insecta, Diptera, Syrphidae.
UCGUGGUAGAUCGUUAUGGUAGAAGAAAUUGUUAUUUUGUGUGUAGGAUGUGAAAAUUCAAGAAGAUGCGGUAAACCUCGUUUUAUUUUUCCUAAAAAUGAGUUUUAUAAAAAGUUAUGGAUUUUAAAUUCUGGAAAUUCGUUUUCCGAAAAACUUAGCAAUGGUCAGCAUAUGUUCUUGUGUGCUGAUCAUUUUGAAAGAAAAUUUCUAAGUUGGAGUCGAUACAGAAAGCGAGUGUCAACGGUGGCAAUACCCUUUUCAUUUGAAAGUAAAAAUUGUGAAACUCCGAAAGUGGAUGAAGAAAACUUGAAUUGCGAUAAUUUUGAAGUUUUAAGAGAUGGGAAACAAACAAAAAUGAAUCCAAUAAAGCUAUUGAAAAAUCAAAACAACGGCACAAACUUGCAAUAUAAAGAAUACCAAUACCAUAAAAGCAAAAACUUUAUGACUGAUGAUGGUCUUAUCCAAUAUUGGGUAUGCCAACAUAGGUUGAAAACCGACCCCAUUGCUUUACCCUCACAGAAGAAGAGAUACUUGAAUUGUUCUGCUACUAUGCAUACUCUUGAGAAGGACGGUCAAAUUUCUGUUAAAAAAGAACCCACUGAUCAUUCUUGUAGUGUAAUUGAUGCUAUCCAAAAAGCGCGUGAAACUUUUAUAGCUGAGAUUCGAAAUAUUGCAGCCACAAGCUCUGAAAAACCUGCCGAAAUAAUUCAAAAUUAUAAGGCAACGAAAACGAUUGAGGAGCUAAAGUAUUUGCCAUCGGACAAGGCGCUUAUAAGGUCCAUUCAGAGAUACCAAAAGCGUAUUAUACAACAAAGUUCGGACGAAAAUCCUGAGGCAACAACAUCGCACAAGGCUAGUAAUCAGAAAAAUGCAUUGAACCAUAAUGUUAAGAACGAAGAAAACGAAUUUAAUGGUACCGAUACACAAUCAAGAACAGAUGAAAUAAACACAACCCACCAAAAUAUAACCCAGCAAAAUGAGAAUGGCGGAAAUAAAGUCGACAUUACAACAUCUAGAAAAAGAAGAUUACAAGUAGAUAAUCUAGAGGGAAAACUCGAAGAUGCUCUUCAGUGCAUAAAAUCCAUGCAGAAUAAAAUUGCAAAACGUGAUGAACAUUCUAUCUUUGGUGAGCUUAUUGCUCACAACAUACGUAUUUGCAAUCCGAGCAAAAAAGAAAUUGCCAUUGCUCAACAUCAUAUAGAAAAUGUUAUUUUUAAUUUAACAAUGGGUGUUUACAGUAAAAGAGGAAGUUCUCAUCUUGGAUCAACAGAUUCGUAUAAUUUUACGGAGUCAACAGAAAAUUUACAACAUACUUUUGAUCGUGUUGUUACAAAAACUGAACCUUAUCUGUGAAAAUAAAACAAAAAUACUUGAAAAA